AAUAUUGUUCAUUUCAAAGUUAAUUAUCAGGCAUUUUGUGUCAAGCAAAGUAAUGGCAAAUAUAGAAAAGUUUAGCCAAAAAGUUGUUUUAGUAACAGGGUCGAGUUCAGGCAUCGGUGCGGCCACUGCUGUCCAUCUGUCAGGUCUUGGGGCACAAGUAGUGAUCACUGGUAGGAGUGCCGACAGAUUGCACGCCGUUUCCAUUCAAUGCCAACAAAACUCCACUCAAGGCUUAAAACCUCUUCAAGUGAUCGCUGAUUUGGACGAUGAGAAUGACUCCAAGCUAUUGAUCGACACGACUAUCAAGAGUUUCGGUCGACUCGAUGUACUCGUCAAUAAUGCCGCAGAAUUUAACUGCAAUAGUAAUAUACAAAACCAGGACUCCAUACACACCUACGACAAGUUUGCCAACGCUUUGGCCCACUCUAUGGCUAAGAGUGCUAUCGAUAUGUUCACCCGUAGUCUUGCAUACGAAUUGGGCCCACAAGGGGUCCGAGUCAAUAGUAUCAAUCCGGCUCAGAUGAAAACACCUGUUUAUGAGAACUUCGGAAUGAGUAAAGAAGAGGUGGAGAAGAUGUGGUCAGAAGUGAGUAAACAGUAUCCGUUGCGAAGACCCGGAGAGCCCGAAGAUGUGGCCAAAGCGGUGGCAUAUCUGGCAUCGGAUGACUCCUCCUUUGCUACGGGAGUGUCACUCAAACUGGACGGGGGUUUCAUGGAUUCGCUUCAAUUCAUUUUCAGCUAAUUUUAUACAAAAUUCAAUUAUUUCUAAAAUAGAAUUUUGUAAUCAAAUUGAAUUUUUUCACAAAUUAUUUUUAAUAAUAACAAUAAUCAUAUAGAAUUUAA
Oppiella nova is the source of this 843-nucleotide messenger RNA. The record is from the annotation of a GenBank genome assembly. Lineage: Eukaryota; Metazoa; Arthropoda; Arachnida; Sarcoptiformes; Oppiidae.